Messenger RNA from Ruditapes philippinarum (Manila clam), 2010 nucleotides. RefSeq names its product ectonucleotide pyrophosphatase/phosphodiesterase family member 5-like. The transcript is spliced from 4 exons. The record is from RefSeq and is a predicted model, not a curated record. Bases 334 to 1830 code for a protein of 498 amino acids. Lineage: Eukaryota; Metazoa; Mollusca; Bivalvia; Venerida; Veneridae.
AGACGUCACUUCCGUAAAUAAACCGGCCAGAGUAGAAAAUUAGAAACAUAUUGAUUUCAUUCUUUUUUCCAAUUUUUUUCUCUUUUGAGAGGUGGAGAAGUAUAAAUUGGCUCUAUCAAAAUGUCGUGAUAGACUUGACAAUCUCCAAUAAUUACACUGGUAGGAAAUAAUGUGUAUAAACGAAAUGUCGCGAAAAGUCAUGACACUUAAUUUUAAAUGACAAGUGGAACCGAAAACAGAUAUAGAAAUUUAUGUGUACUGUAUUCACUAUAAUAUGAAAAUAUAAAGACCGUUAAAGACUUAAGGAAAUACUUGAAAUCUAAUUUAGAGACCAUGGAUCUAACAAAAGUGUUAAUACCUUGCAUUUGUCACAUAAUAUUUAUGCUUGGCGGCGCAUCAAGUUUUACGAAGCUGCCAAAACUUCUGUUGAUAUCGAUGGAUGGAUUUAGGUACAACUACCUUGAUCUGAUUCCAGUGAAUGAAACUAAGAAUUUUCAGUAUAUGAUUAAUAAUGGUGUGAAAGCAAAAUCUAUUAUGAAUGUUUUCCCCACUGUGACAUACCCGAAUCAUUACACCUUGAUUACAGGACUGUAUCCAGAAACUCAUGGCAUUGUCCACAACAGAUUUUAUGAUGCUUUUUGGAAAGAAUAUUAUCUGUAUGAUAAUGCUCGAGACAAUGUUGAUCCAUUCUGGUAUGAUGUUGGUGCUGAACCAAUUUAUGUUACAAAUAAAAAGGCAGGUAAUUCGAGAAAUUCUGGGUCAGUUGUUUGGCCAGCUGGAAUAGGAAAAGUGAAAGGAAUAGGACCUGACAGGGUAAUUCCAUACGCUAAUGCCUUUAGUAAUAUUAGUUUUCAUGUGCGUGUAGAUAAACUGAUUGAAUGGUUCACAGAUGAAGAAGCUCCUAUAAAUUUAGGACUUUUAUAUUUUCCUGAGCCUGAUGAAAUUGCUCAUAAAUAUGGUGCUGGCUCUGAAAAAGUCUUGGAUUUUAUAAAGGGAGAAUUGAAUGAAGUUUUAGACUACCUUUUUAAGAGAUUGAAAGAAGUACAUUUACUUGAUGAUAUUAAUAUUAUUUUGACAGCAGAUCAUGGAUUUACAAAUAAGUCAAGUGACAAAACAGUGUUGCUAGAUAAGUAUCUAAAUGCAUCCUGGUAUAAAACUGGGGCUGAAAAUUUUGGGGGAAAUGGAAAUCACAUGACAGUGAAUAUAUUUCCAGAGGAAGGUGAAGAAGAAAAUAUUUUGAAUGCUCUUCAAAAUGUUAGCUUUUUAAAUGUUUAUAAAAAAGGAGGAGAUGAAUUGAAAAAGCUACACUACAGCUCAAGUGAAAGAAUUGCUCCAAUUGUGCUAACAGGGUCACAGGAAGGAGUUAUUAUAUUUCCUGAUAAAAACAGUCAAGAUAGUUACGAAAGUUUUGGUGUCCAUGGUUACGACCCUCACAUAGUGCCAAAUAUGCGACCUUUCUUCAUAGCGAUGGGGCCAGCCUUUAAAAAGGGAUAUGUUUCAGAACAGUUUAACUCGGUGGAUAUUUACCCUUUGAUGUGCCAUAUAUUGGGUAUUGAACCUGCACCAAAUAAUGGUUCCCUUGACAACGUGAAAGGUUUACUGAGAGAAAUAUCUGUCAAGGACACCAUUUCAAUGACAGGGAUUUCUUUUCUUAUCGUAGUUGGACUUAGUGUGACACUAGCAGGGAUAUUUGCCAUCUGUGCCUGUCAUAAUGCCAGAAAAAUGCCAAGAAUUGUAUUUCGUGGCAAGAAUAGAUCUACAGGAGUUACUUCCCUUAGAUCCCCAACACACCAUUUGCUCAAUAGUGAAGAUGAUGAUGAUGAAUUUUAAGUUUAGAUAUCAAUUGAUUGGUUUUAUAUUUUCCUUAGAUAUAUCUAUGAAUAUUAUUUUAAUGUAACAAGAGUUCAAGGGAACAUAUUAAAUAAGUUACAAUUUUUAGAAAACUAUUAAAAACAAAAAUUAUCUUAAACAAUUUUGUGUAAGAAUGAUUCCUGGAACUGAAGGCUUUCU